UGCUAUACAGGUGGUACAUUGUGUUUGAUGCAUUUGGCUGCAUAACAUACAGAAGGCAGUUUUAGUCAACAUACAGAAGACUAAACCUUAAAGAAUAAUAUUCCAUUAAAUAGCAAGGACGUUACCAAUUCUUGUUUCUACGUUAUUUUGAUCUGUUUGAAGACAGUCAAGGUCGUCUUAAUAACAACGCAAUAAUAAUAUGAAGUUAGUCCGACACCGGCCUUGUUUAGAACAAAUGGUUUUAAAUGAUAGGCCGAUAAUUAUGGAAUAAAGAAGAAAUUAGUUUAUUGUGAAAGCUGAUAUCGGAACAAUGGAAUCCCAGAAACAUCCUGUGACUUUAUACAAACGAUGCCUGUUCGCUGUGGCAGAAAAUCUAGUGAUUUUUGGAAGAGACCUCAAGAGUUUUCCAGUACAACAAGUCUGUGAUGUUUAUGAACAGGUAUGCAAAGGAAACAAAAUUGAAGAUCUCUCAAUACAGUUAUCAGAUAUUCAGCACUUUUUGAGAAUUUUAAAAUCAAAUGCUUCUAACUGGAACACCUUGUUUGAAUGUGUGCAGAUGGUUUUGGUUGAGAAACAAGACUUUGGAAAGUUACUAUCUACUUCAUCAAUCACCGAAGUAACCAAUGAUGUGAAGGAGUGUCUGCUUAGUAAAAUCAAAGACUGUAUAUUAAUGAGUAUAUUCUUUGCGGAGUGUGGUCUGUUUGAAAGUGCAAGUAUUUGCUUGUCAUGUGUAAAGAUUCUACAAGAAAGCGAAGAUACUGAAAUGUUAGAAAUGGCAACUGAAUUAUGGACAAGACUUGCACUUGUGUACACUGCUGACUGCAAGUUUCCUGAAGCAAAUUAUGCUUUGAAUGCUGCCGAAAAAAUCAUCCAGCAAAUCACUUGUCAGGAGAACAACAAUGUAAUCAGCAAAUCAAUGUUUUACACUGCAAGGAGUUCUCACCUUUAUGCCCUUUCAAGAUACAUUGAGGCGCAUGAAUCAGCUAUUCAAGCAGUUGCUGAAUUAUCUCCAAAACUCCCAUACAAGGUUGUCGUUGACUCACUGAGGCAGGCAGCAAAAACAAGUAUAAUAAAGAGGAUGUUUAAACAAGCUGGCCUGCUGGUAAAAUAUGCAGUUCAGCUUACCAGACAGGUGUUUGGUGAAUGUCACCCUAAAUACGCCGAGUGUCUCACGGACUAUGGCUUCUAUUUAUUGAAUGUUGAUGCCGUUGCAGCAUCAGUUGAUGCAUAUCAGGCAGCUUUAGAGAUACGAAGAAAAGUUUUUGGUCUUAACAAUAUUCUGACUGCGGGCAGCCACGAGGAUUUAGCUUACGCGCUCUAUGUCAGGGAUUACAGUUCAGGAAAUUUUCACAAGGCGAGAGAACACGCCGAAGUUGCCAUUAGAACAUUUACAAAAGUUUUGGAGCCCGAGCACUUGUUGCUUGCAUCGUCAAAGCGAGUUAAGGCAUUGAUAUUAGAAGAGGUUGCCAUAGACAGUUUUGAUAUGCUCAAAAGAGACAAAUUGUUAGCUGAAGCAGAAGAAUUACAUCUUGAAUCUUUAAAACUAGCCAGAAAUUCCUUUGGUGAGAGCAAUGUCCAGACCGCGAAGCAUUACGGAAACCUUGGUAGACUUUAUCAAUCGAUGAAAAGAUACAAGGAAGCUGAGCAAAUGCAUUUGAGAGCCAUACAAAUUAAAGAAAGCCUUCUUGGAAAAGAGGACUACGAAGUGGCUCUAUCACUGGGGCAUCUAGCCUCCUUGUACAAUUACGAUAUGGCAGAAUACGAAAAAGCAGAGCAGCUUUACAUAAAAUCAAUUCGAAUAGGCUGUCACUUAUUUGGAGAAUGUUACAGCGGUCUGGAAUAUGACUACAGAGGACUGAUAAACUUGUAUGCAAACACGGGAAAUUAUGUAGAAAUGGCAAGAUAUCACUUGGUGUUAGCAGACUGGCAAGAACUUAGAAAGAAUGUCAAUAAACCGCCUAUCAUUGAACAAGUAGAUCAAGAUCAACCAGUAUGCUUAAACGACUUUAUAAAAACGUUUCAGAUUCAUAGCUGAUAGCAAAUAACUAUAAAUAGAAAUUGUGUAUAAUUUAAAUUCCAAUUUGCCAAAUGAUUUUGAUUAGUUGUUAAUGUUCAAAAGCAAAGAAAACCUCAGAAUGUAGAUAGUUUUGUUAUAAAAUUUUGGUUGUUUGGGUUUUGCCUUGUUUUACCCAUAGGUCACAAACUUGAAAGUUGACAUGAUUUGUUUUGUGCCUGUUUCAAUACAGCCCACUAUAGCAGUUACAUCUGAGUUUAUUUGACAAAAAGAAUGAAAAUUAGGCAUGCAGCCAAGCGUGCAUGGAUGCAAAUGUUAGAUUAGUUCCUGUAUAUAUUAUAGUUAAUAAGGAUGAGAAUUAAGAGCUCUGUUUCAAUAAUGUAAUUAGAAAAGAUCAACAGGCAGACAAACAAUAAGGGUAGAACAGAACAAUCACUGGUGAUGUCCUUAUAUGAAGGACAAAACUCCUUUGAAGUGGAAUUGAAUCAUUAUAGAAAGGAAAAUCAAUAACAGAAAUGUUACCUCAAACUAAGCUUUCCACUCAGUUUACUGAUAAUAUAAUGAUGAGGUCAUCAUGAGCUGUGUCUAAAUUUAUUUCUACCUUACACACAAAGAAUAAUAUAUAUUUGAACAUAGCAUGGAAAAGCAGAAACUGAGCAUACUUGUGCUUUUCCAUAUUAUCCUCAAAUUCUGUUGUACCAGAGGUUUAUUUAGUCAAAUGAGUAUGCCUGUCCUGAUCUUGUUCAUUUAGCAUCAUUCCUGAUCUGACGUCUUCUCUUUGCUGUUUUUUGAGUAAUGUUAAUUUUGUUACCAAUUAGUUAUAUUGUCAAAUAUCUGUAUAUUAUCAGGUAAUGUAAAUUAACAAAGACAUUGUAUUGAAAAAAAUUGUUGACUUAAAAGAAACAUCUUUUUGUGUUAUGAUCAGUACACAGAAGAACCUCUGCUAUUUUCACAAAUUGAGAAGUCAAGUAUAACAGAAUUAUGAACAUGGCUGUUGCUGUAUUUCGACAUUUUAUGUCUCUGAUAUCAUUACUGCAUAAUGAUAAUGUGAAUAUUAAACUUGAAUUCAGAUGAUGAGACUUCUAUGGCUCAUGACAAUUUAACUUACAUUAAGUACAACAGAUUCUAGUUAAAAUAAAAAUACAUACUAGAAAAACUAAACUCUAUAAUUUGGUUGCAGUUUCUUUAUCAUAGAUGCAUGUAUAAUUUAUUCUAGAGAUUUCUAUUCAUUAUUAUUCUUCCUCAAAAAACAUCUCAACCAAAUCGCUUUUUGCACAUUCUUCCUCCACAAGUCUUUUUGGCUGUAAAGAAAUAGAUAACAUUUACAAAUGCAUAAAUUUACAGUAGUGUCAAAUAUCAGAAGAAAAUUUUAGGAGUAUAUGGGUUUUGAAAAAACAUUAGAAAUAUAUUGAUAUUUCAGGGAGACACUUAAGGUACUCACUGAGUUCCAUUUGAUCAGUGUUGGUAUGGCCUUCAAUUUCACUUUCUCAUGGGUUCUAAAUUCAUUUUUUGGGUCUUUCCAUCUGCAAAAAAGUUGAAUUACCAUUACCCAUUGCAUGAGAUAUUCCUGGAAUGACUACCAUUACAUUGUGAUGUUAUUUUCACGACUCCAUUGUGACCAGCUUCAUUGGAGCAAGACAGCUGACACCAGCAAACAGGAAAAUAAUUGAGAUAUCAGCUUAGUCUUAUGAGAAUAUUAGGUUUUCAGUAGUGGUCUAUAAUCAAUGAUAAAUGUCAAUUCCCUUAGCUUCAUAUUGCAUGAUGCUGUUAAUCCUAUUGUUGUAACAUGACUAAAAAUAUCAUUUGUUUACAAUUACGACCCAAUUGCAUACUUUUCCAGGCAAGGAAAGAUUUCUUCCAUAAGUAGAAGUUUGAAAUAGAACGAUUUAUGUUUUCAUCAGACUGUAAGUUUUUCGUCUCUAUAAUUAUUACAAGGCGACCCUUACUUGGCACGGUCUCCAACACUACAAAGGAUGAAAACGGCAUUUUGGUCUUUCAUUUUCUGCACACAUGCUUCAACCACAGGUUCAGCUGCAAAAGAAAAAACCAUUUGUACUAGAAACAGGAUUAUAUCCUCCUGAAUUGAAGAUAUUUCGAUAAUCACUCUCUGUAGCAACUAAACUAACAGAACCGAUGCACCUGCUCCAAAACGAUGUCUUGUUUAGGGCGGUGCCUUUGCAUCUUGUAAUAUACAAAGGCAUAAAUAAUUUUUUUAUCAUAAUGUUACAUAUUUGAAUCUAAAAUAUAAAGAAACAGAGCUCGAUUGCUAACAAUUUAAACAAAAGACCAGGAGUACGAAUUUUGUCCACAAAUUUGUCUUCUCGGUUAGGGCAUAAGGUUAGGACUGAUUGAAACUACCUUUUACACAGUCCGGACACCAGCUUUCACCUGAAGCAUCAGGUUCACCGCAGAAGAGUAUGUAGAUGCUCUCUACAUCCUUAUUUUCUUCGACGAGUUUUAGAAGAUCGGAUACUCCAGAACAACCAAGCUGCUUCGUCUGGGCAGCCAUCUUCUGUUAUCUUCACCACCAAGCACAAA
Messenger RNA from Rhopilema esculentum, 4552 nucleotides. Its product is annotated as amyloid protein-binding protein 2. Gene Ontology annotation, molecular function: ubiquitin-like ligase-substrate adaptor activity; protein binding. Gene Ontology annotation, cellular component: Cul2-RING ubiquitin ligase complex. Gene Ontology annotation, biological process: proteasome-mediated ubiquitin-dependent protein catabolic process; intracellular protein transport. Lineage: Eukaryota; Metazoa; Cnidaria; Scyphozoa; Rhizostomeae; Rhizostomatidae. The record is from RefSeq and is a predicted model, not a curated record.